Messenger RNA from Cucurbitaria berberidis CBS 394.84, 1169 nucleotides. RefSeq lists its product as uncharacterized. The coding region runs from base 1 to 1077 and encodes 358 amino acids. Gene Ontology annotation, biological process: protein ubiquitination. The record is from RefSeq and is a predicted model, not a curated record. The transcript has a single exon. Gene Ontology annotation, molecular function: ubiquitin protein ligase activity. Lineage: Eukaryota; Fungi; Ascomycota; Dothideomycetes; Pleosporales; Cucurbitariaceae.
AUGGGUGCUAGCAAGACAGUGCCGUCCUCGCUAAAGGAAUUUCUCGAGAAUGGCAUUGAGACGGUAGUAUGCAGUAUCUGCACUGAGCCAUUCGAUGAGAAACAUGUCGUCGUUGAAAUCAAAGAUUGUGGUCACCAAUUCGGGCAGAUAUGUUUGGAGAAGUGGCUGGAACAGAACAAGACUCAAGGCACAUGUCCAAUGUGCCGCGAUGUGCUGUUCAGCGUUCCGAGGCCGAAGCACAAAUUGAUCACAAUAGCACCGGUUUCUCCGACACGGUUCUGCGAAUACUAUAACCAGGUCGACAAUGUGGUGGCUUCCGCUCAUAGCGGGUUCUUAGCGAGGCUUUGGUCCAAUCUAUAUCGCAUGUAUGCGGACGGGGAAGUCCAUCUAUCUAGAGCUACUAUGCAAGCGUUUGAUAGCCUAUCAGGGCCGGAGCAUGACGCCCUUUACCCCUACAUACGCCGUAUACGACGCCUCGGGAUCUCUCGCACUUGGGGUACUUGCAUCGUUACGAGCCUUAUACAUACCCUAAUCCAUUUCACGGCGUGCUGCGAUAGCGAUUUCCGCCCCUCGAACGCCGUAUGGCGAGCCUUCCUCCUCUUCCACGCCGAAGCUGGGAAUGCACUCCUCGAUUGGGGCGAUAUUCGCGACGCGGCUUGGCGCUUACAACAGUGUCAUACUGAUGGUCGCGCUACCGGCAACCAGUGGCAGGUGUUGUAUCUCUUCCUUUACCUCAUGGCCAUUCAUCGAGCUCAAAAGUGUGGGACCACACCCAUCUAUAAGAUCAAAGACAUUCGCGACCUCCUCACCGUGCUGAACUGUGAACGAUCUUCUUCGGUAGCCCAAACUCGAGACACGAACACUAGACUUUUUCUUUCCGCUGCAGGACACGUCCUUGACCGAAGCAAGAUCGACGCAGAGUUUGGCAAGGAUGACCGUAGCCGGCGACUAUUGAGCCACACUACAGACCUCGCUCAGUUGAAGAAAGAUGUUGAGGGCCUCUGGCUGGAGGGACUGGCAAUAGGUACAGCUGAAAUCGCGGCUGGAUUUCCUGACAACUGGUGGUCUGGACCCUAAGCACAAUUUUGCUAGUCGAAUGCAGUUCGAGCUUCUAGAAGAUAAGCACAGGUCGCAGAUGAGAGCGACGCAUGAUUUGAGGUGGUUAGCGG